Rangifer tarandus platyrhynchus (Svalbard reindeer) is the source of this 768-nucleotide messenger RNA. The record is from the annotation of a GenBank genome assembly. NCBI's taxonomy places the organism in Eukaryota, Metazoa, Chordata, Mammalia, Artiodactyla, Cervidae.
AUGCAGCCCCUUCCCCCCGCGACGUUUCCCCGCACCGUCGGGAGUCCGCACCCGCAGGUGCCCCCAGGCCCAGGCCACCUUCUGGCCCCAAGGGUCAGUCGCUUCGGGGAGACCCCUGCCUCGCACGGCAAGAUUAAGAAAAGGGCCCGCGAGCGUUUCCCCACAGAGAGCCUCCGGACCCCCAGGGAACUCCCUCAACUUUCAAGGAGGCGACGUCCACCACCGCCCCCCAGCCCCAGACGCGACGUGCGCCCCGGGAGGCUCCGAGCGCCGAGCCCGCGUCGCCGCGCCUCCCUCAGCCGGCCCGCGACGCCCCUCAGCCCGCGGGCCCGCCCUCGGGGCACCCCGCCCCCACCUCAACAGGAGGCGCCGACCCCGACGCGACCACUGCUCGCCGCCUCCCCGCACCCCACCCGGCUCGCCGCAGCGCGCCUCCGCCCCGGCCCCUUCCAGCGGGACGCGGCGCCACGCCGCCGUCCCGGGGGCCCCGCUGGCGCCCCUCCCGAGCGGCGCCGCCCCCCACCCCGGCGCCCCCCAGCCCUCACCCGGUCCUUUCACGGAGACGCAGCCCCCUCGAACCUCACCGACCCCACCGACCGAGCCCUGUCACCAGCGGCCCUCACCCGGUCUCCGGCGAAUGCAGGCGGGCGCACACACGCCGCAGCCAGGGCCCGCCACCCGCGCUCCGCGCCGCCCGGAGCCGCCUCCUUCAGCCCCGGACUCGCCGGGACAUCCGCGCACGGAUCCCCACACCGGGGCUAUUUUUAG